Pelobates cultripes (western spadefoot toad) is the source of this 8952-nucleotide messenger RNA. NCBI's taxonomy places the organism in Eukaryota, Metazoa, Chordata, Amphibia, Anura, Pelobatidae. The record is from the annotation of a GenBank genome assembly.
AUGAGGGAGAAAGGUGUUCUCAAGGAGUUUAUGAAGACACACAAGAGAGACCCAGCCAUGAAAUAUAGCUAUAACCACAAAUUCGACUUUGCCGUGGCCUAUGAACCCAUGUACAUGGAUGUAAGUAAUUUACUAACAAACAAGAACAGAUUAAGCAUCAUGUGAACAAAGCACAUUUUUAUAAUUGCUAUAACACAUAUUGGACCAGUUAAUUUUAUUAUGCUAAAAUAAAUAUUUGUCCUUUUACAUAGGGGAUUUGUAUCUAGCGAAAUUUCUGCAGGUUUCUAAUAAUCAAUACCAUAUUAAAUAUUGAUAUCAACGGCAUUAACUGGUUUGAAGUGGGUUUUACCAUCAUCAUACUAAAGAAGCCAGAGAAUUCCCUUUUAUUGUAAUAACUUGAACAAAAUUGUUAAAGGAUCUGAUUCAAAAUAAAUUUAAUUGUUAAAGAUUUACUAGUAGCAUAGUACAUUUGUAAUGACUCUAAUGCAAUAAAAGUUUUAAGUUUUGAGCUACACACUUUUCUUUGAACAUUAAAUAAUAUAAUCAUAGUGUGGUUUCACCAUAAACUUCAUAGUUGGGAACUCUUUAGCCAUGGAUAUACCCUUCCUUAUUAGAGAAUGUAUACCAUUUGCAGCGUCUAAGAAUGGAAGAGCAGAAUCUCAGUAUCAGUAUGUGAGUGAAUUGUUUUACAUUUUGGAAACACGCAAUAGAAUAUUUGUGAUCAAUUAAGAUAACAGGAUAUAUAUAUAUAAAAAAUUCAUAGAUCACACCAUUAGGCAACUGCCAUGUAUUAAAGAUACACAAUCUAAUUAUUUAAUUGACUGCCUCCUUCUAAAGGGCUUAUCUACAUUUGAGAACACUUUCCCAUUGAAUAACGCAAAAUUUCAUUUUACUAAUUGGUUUAAUUUCAUUCUUAGGCUUGUUACUAUGGACAGAUCAGUGUUGGAACCCCUGCACAGAACUUCAUGGUUCUCUUCGACACAGGGUCAUCCAACCUCUGGGUGGCUUCCACAUACUGCCAGAGCCAGGCCUGUCGUGAGUCACCAUAGACUUCUAAAUUGCACUCAUAAUCAUACACAAAAUUUGUGUAAAAUCUUCCUACAAAGAUUACGUUCUUUGUAAAAUUACCCACAGAGCACCACUGCAUAGUUUUUUUUUUUUACCAAAUAUUAAAAAAAAAAAAAACAGUUGAAGUAUGGGAUUGGCAAAGUCCUAAUAUUUGUCCCUAUCAUGUAAACAGCACCACUGAAUCUGGAUUUGAUUAAAACAAGAAGCGAUUUGCAAUAGAUUUUUUAAAUAUAUCAUUUUGUUGUGUACAUGCUAUGUUCUUGAAUCAACAAUUUUGAAAAGUUGAUUUCCUUGUAGGAACACAGCCAACCUCCAUAAUGUUUACAUUAACCUUUAAAAAUGGCCACAUCCCAGAAUUCCUAAUAUUAUGUUUAUUAAUAUGUAUUUGUGAAACAAACAAAUCACACAAUUUCAUUAUCAUUAGGUUUCAGUGUGAUCAUAAUGCACAGUAAAAUACACAAUAUGAAUUAAUUAGGGAAUUUGGCUAAGUAAUGCCCCAAUUUAAUAACACAGUUUAGUACACAUGCAACUCAAUGCACUUCUGCAGUCAGAGGUCUAUUACAAGCUGACUUCUGUACUGGUGUUUUUGAAUUGUUUAACCUGGAGUGGGAUUUAUUGGUUGUGGUUUGCUCGGCUGUUGACCAACCAAUAUGAUAAUUUCUCUUGUUUCCGUGCAAAUAAUAAAAAUAUAGGUCGAUUUUUUUGAAGUUCGGUUUGUGAGAGCAGUGACUAAGUUGUUUAAAAUGUAGUAUCUAAGAGAGCUUAAUAGUCAGCUUUCUCAUAAAAUAUCAACAUAUACUACAAAUCAGGUGUGUCCUUAGGAAAAGGCAAAGAGGUCUACCGACCCCACUCCAUAUAUGUGGGGCCCACUGUUAAGCUGGUGCUUUUUUAUAUUUACUUGUCUCAACAAGGAAUGCUAUAACAAGCCAUUGCGUUUGUGGAGCUGCUAUGAUCAAAGGGAUUGUGUCUCUCCGAAUUGCCUUAGAAAACAUAUUAGGAAUGGGAAAAAAAAGAUAAAAGAAAGGAUAGAAAUAGGACUUGCCACCCACUCACUCGUUUACCCUCUUAUCACUCACUCACUCACACUCAAUCAAUCAAUCACUCACUUACCUACUCACUCUAUAUAACAAUAAGUUUAAGGGUAGAGCAAGAAGCUAUUUCUCCAGUGAAAAUCAAAACAUUUUAAAUGCUUUUUUGAAUAUGAAUGUGUUUUCCUUUCUUUUCUUAGAGAACCACCCAUUGUUUAACCCUAGCCAGUCCUCCACUUACACCACCAACAAUCAGGAGUUUUCCAUGCAGUACGGAAGUGGAAGUCUCACUGGUGUCUUUGGCUAUGAUACUGUAACAGUAAGGAUUUUAUUUUGUAUUCUUUUGUAUAUUUCUAGCUCUAGAACUUGGAACUUUCUGUUUCAUAGUCUUUACUUAUACAGUUAUGAACUAUUUGUAUAGUUUGUUCAGUUUUUAAAUAGAAGUUGAAAAAAACCCAAAAAACGUGUAGCUAACCAGUGGUUGAACUGGGUACUGUGCAAAUCACAGUUUCUGAUUGGAUGCUGACAUUGCAUGCUCAUUGAAUAUGCGUGGAUUUGUCAGUGACUGUCUUUUGAUGAUAUGAAAAUUGUGGUGCCAGCAUAACAUUGUUACGUGCCAAAGAGACCAGAGGUUGCAGCCUGCAUAUGUCGACUUAAACCCCUCCUAAAGCCAUGCCUAUACCAUGCCCUUAGUUCAAUAUUAAACCCCAAUGUGUUCUGUAAAUCGCAUUCUGACACCAAAUAUUUUAUUGAAUUCAGAGUAUUACAUAAACCUAUAUUUAAUCCAAAGCCAUGCUGUACUAACCCUUAACCCCAAAUGCAUUAAAUGUCUCAACAAGGAAUGCUAUAACAAGCCAGGAAAGGUUAAAGGAUCUUAACAUGUAUAGCUUGGAGGAAAGGUGAGACAGGGGAGAUAUGAUAGAAACAUUUAAAUAUAUAAAGGGAAUCAACACAGUAAAGGAGGAGACUAUAUUUAAAAGAAGAGAAACUACCACAACAAGAGGACAUAGUCUUAAAUUAGAGGGACAAAGGUUUAAAAAUAAUAUCAGGAAGUAUUACUUUACUGAGAGGGUAGUGGAUGUAUGGAAUAGCCUUCCAGCUGAAGUGGUAGAGGUUAACACAGUAAAGGAGUUUAAGCAUGCAUGGGAUAGGCAUAAGGCUAUCCUAACUAUAAAAUAAGGCUAGGGACUAAUGAAAGUUUUUAGAAAAUUGGGCAGACUAGAUGGGCCGAAUGGUUCUUAUCUGCCGUCACAUUCUAUGUUUCUAUGUUUCUAUGUUUCUACACACAUUAAUACCCCCACAGAGUGCUGUAUAAUUAAAAAUGGUCCAUUAAUGUGGCACUGUUACAAAUGAUAAAAUUGGAGGUGUCAUUUUUUACAGGGGACUCGGAACUACUAAUCAAAUGGUGGCAAAAUUAGACCUUGGGUUUUUUAGGAUUCCUCUUGAGUACAACAGUUGCAGAUAAAUAUACUUUAUUGUUGGAAGGAAAUUAUAGUAGUAAAUUGAAAAUAAUAUUUUAAUUGGAUUAUGCUAAUAUUUGUAUGACAAGCACUAUAACCACUAGAUUUGGUGCUGAAUUUUAAUGGUUUGACUUCUUACCUGGGUCUACCGGCAUUGCUGUCUAUUUUCAUUGCAGGGCUUAUCUCAUUGGCUGAGAGUGUCAGUUGAUCUUUACAUUUUAGGCUGCCAGCUGGUUCAGAGCACUUCUCUGUUUUUCACAGGUACAAGGUUUGACCAUCACAAACCAAGAGAUUGGUCUGAGCAUCAAUGAGCCCGGCACCAACUUUGUCUAUGCUGGUUUUGAGGGUAUCUUUGGCAUGGCUUACCCUGCACUGUCUGCAGGUGGUGCUACCACUGCCAUGCAAGGCAUGCUGCAACAAAAUCUGCUUACCAACCCCUUAUUUAGUGUCUACUUAGGAAGGUAAGUAAACUUCCUCAGAGCUUCUACUUCACAUCCUUAUAAUUUCUAAAUAAGACCGCCCACUUUUUAUGAAUAAAUAAUGUAACAACCUGAGGUGGAUGGGAAGUAUCCCAGGUUGAAGUUGUGGUUUUCAAUUGUUGUCACUAGUUUGGUCACUCGUUCCUUACUCACGUGCCAGGCGACCAGCUGGAGAGAGUGGCAUGCAGAGUAAUUCACUAACCCAGGCAUAUCACUACUGGUAGAGUGACAGAAUUUCGACAGCCAUGAAUUGCAGCUUCAGCUCAGAAAUAUGUGUUUCUGUAUGCGUCUUUCGUAUGUGUUUGUCAGUGUUUGUGUCUAUGUGUUUGUAUGGUUGGACUGCCAAAGAACAAACAAUAUCUGGCACUCCAGCUGUUGUGGAACAAACCUUCAAGCAGUGAAACAUGUUUUAGGGGAAGGUAAUUCCACACCAGUGCUCUAAAAACCAUCAGUAAACCACUUAACCUGUGGUCUUAUGGUUUAUUAUUCUGUUUCCAGAACCCCAUAAUGGCAUUAUUUCCCUAAAUAAAUACUAUACCGUUAUGUUUCCCUACACUAUCUCUUUCCACUACUUCCUUUAUUCUCUCACACACAUUGUGUAAAUGUAAUUUCCUGAUAAAAUCUUUAAAUCCUUAGUUAGCUGAUCCAUGAUAGGUAAUUUCAACUUGUUACAUCCAUUAUCAUGAGUUAUGACACCAUAUAUAUAUAAUGGUCAUCCAUAUAACGGGUUUUGUACAAACACUAUAGUGCUUAACACAUUGCUAAUCAAUAACCUUAUUUGGAAUGUUGUAAUUGUUUUCAGCCAAUCAGGAGAGGUCAUCUUUGGAGGAGUCGAUAGUAGUUUGUACACUGGUCAAAUAUACUGGGCCCCUGUCACUCAGGAGCUGUACUGGCAGAUUGCCAUUGAUGCGUAAGUAACUGCUAGAAAACCAAAAUAAGUAAAUUAAUGUGAAACUGGAGUAAUCGGGAGUACUCAGGAUUAUUUUUUUCCUACAGCUUCUCAGUCAACGGACAGGCCACAGGAUGGUGUAGUCAGGGCUGCCAGGCUAUGGUGGAUACUGGAACCUCCCUGCUCACUGUACCACAGCAGUUUAUGGGCACUCUUCUCCAGUACCUGGGAGCCGAGGAGACCCAAGAUGGGGUAAGAGACUGUUGGGAAGAAGACAGAUGAUGAGGUUGUCUAAUUUUAUUUAUACUUUCAAAUGUUUAUAUAUGCUUUUUAGUUAUUUGCUGUUUGGAUAAUUCUUUAGAUCAGUGGUUCCCAAUCCAAUCCUCAUGGAUCACUAACAAUCCAGGAUUUAUGUAUUUUCCUGGUUUAUUCCAAUGGUGAUAAUGACAAAACCUGGACUGUUGGUGGGUCUUGAAGACUGGUUUGGGAAACAUUGCUUUAGAUAAAAAACUCACUGUUCGGCGGCAAACAAAACAUAUAUUCUAAAAUGAAUAUAUUAGUGGUAAAGUGCUAAUGUUUGUGGAGAAUCUUAGCAUAUAAAAAUACACUUUACCUUUUCAGGAUACCAAGUCUGAAACUUAAAAAAACAUGGUUGAUGUUUAUGCGUCUUUAUGACUGUCAAAGCGUAUGGUUGUCUCUUGACUUUAUUUAAAUGGACAGUUUAGGCACCAGAACCACUACAGCUUAAUGAAGUGCAAAAAGACUGUCCAUGAUGGUUGAACAGUGUAGACACUGCCUUUUCUGAAUAAAAGCAGUGUUUACAAAACUGCCUAACAUCAACUUUUAGUGUAACAUAUAGAAACAAUGUAGAGGGGGAAAAUGGCGCUAAAAUAUAAUAUAAAAAAACAAAUGACUCAGUGAAGCUAAAAAAAAAAAAUCUCCCAAGUGCUUUGUCACAAAAAACACUUAAUACAUACAUAGGAAUAGGAUAAUUAACAAGGUGAUCGCGCACACAAUGGUAAAGGAUGCUCUUGAUAUACGAUGGCUGGUAUAUCCUAUGCAGUGUAAAUAUAAAAAAUCAUCAUAGAGCAAUAUGUACACUUAAAAUUGAUAAAUAAGAGUAAAUUGGAACACUCACAAUGUUUAGAGCCCUUUUGAGUUGCUCUAACCUGUGCAGGCAUUUCAUCAAUUAAAUGAUGCAAAGGUAUAUUCCUCGCCUGGUCCUCCAAAGUCAGCGGAUAUCUUUCGUUUGGAAAUCAGGAACCAGGUAAGUAUAGUUCAAAACUUUUAUUGGAAAAGAAAAUAAGCAAAACGUGUUUCGACCAUAAAAUGAUUUGGGACUGUGAUAUAAUUUUGUGUUUAUGUUAUUUCUAUUUGCAGUUCCUGGUGAAUUGUAAUAGUGUGCAGAACCUACCUACAAUCAGCUUUACAAUCAAUGGAGUCCAGUUCCCUAUCCCACCAUCUGCUUAUAUUCUCCAGGUACCUGAUUCCCAUCAUUCUGCUACUUCCUACAUGGACUCUUUGAUGUUGGGAACAUACAGAGGAGAGACCUAAGGGGAAAAUAAUUGUAACAGAUGUAUAUACAGUUUACCAUUGUGCUUUAAUGUAGUAGUGAUAACUAGAGGUAUACCUAGAUUUCAUGGCAUUCGCGGUGGACACGUAUUUUGGUACUCCCCAAAAACUUCAUUUUUUUUUUGUCUCACUCUGCAACCCCCUAACUACUUUUUGUUAGUUAAAUCACAUGCACCUACUCACAAUCAUAUAGUUACAGGGGCACAUAUACACAGCUAAGUACAUACACACAGACUUACAGACACAUACUCAUACACAAACAUUCAUAUUCUCACAGACUCAUAUCCACACACCGAUACAUAUACAAACAUCCAUAUAUUCACAGUGACUCAUACACACACGGUUAAUCUUUCUUCUAUAUGUUGCAUCAACCGUAAAUGUGUGUGUAUAUCUAUAUAUAUCAAUUCCAUUUUCUAAUAAGAUCUAAUCUUCAGUUUUCAUAAAGAUGCAAACAUUUAAUCACUUCAGAAUUAUUCACUAUAUUUCUGAAUGGACAAAAUCUGGUGAAUAUGGUCAAUUAUUAUAUUUACUAAUCUUAUUCUGGUUGGAAUUUAGCCAACCCGACUUAAUCUGCACUAAUCAGCCGUAUGCAUUUUGUGUCCAGAUUAAAAACAGUCCUUUUCGCAUCCAAGCCCUCUACAAAGUAUAGUAUAGUAAAGCUUACAGCAGUGCAAGGGUUAACUAUGUGGUCGCUGGCCAAAGCUUGAUAGCCAGCAACAGAUUAAAAUUUUAAAAAUCCACAUAUUUUCUAAACCACCCUUAUGCCCACACUUGCUAUGAGAGGCACAUCUACUAAACUGGGCAGCCAUUGUCCAUCAUCAUUUGGUCUUUAUGAAAUCCAGACCAUAUUCAGACUCAUUCGAAGCUCCCAGACAUUGUUAAAUAGAUUGAACACCUUCCAGUUUUUGCAUUCCGAAUGGCCCUGUACAGCAAUGAGUGGCCAUUCAGAGUUUAGUUAAUAAACCUGCUGUGCCUGCUAAUUCCCUAGCAUUGUGUUUUUUACAGUAAAGAUUUAGAUCCGCUGGCAGAACUCAGCUACUCUCAGCAGCCUGCUUGCCUGAUACACAUGAUAGGAAAUCAUGGAUCAUUAAAGGAACACUAUAAUGUUGGAAUGCAAACAUGUAUUCCUAACGCUAUAGUGUCAUGGUCCAUAUUUAGAUUCACCACCCGUAAAAAAAAAAGAGAGAAAAGGUUUUACUUGCCAAGACUCACUUGGUGUUACCACCUGCAUUUCCUUCAGUGUUAAUUUUGGCGGCAUAUUUCAAUUAAGUUUUAGUCAUAGUCUUUUGACUAAAAAGCCAUUUUAGUUUUAGUCAUCUGAAUUGUUUUAGUCUACUAAAUCUCCAGUAGAUAUUCUAAAAUCGAAUGGGUUUAGUUAAAGGCUGUCUCUUUUGCCCCUUCCCCAGCCCCUCUGUGUCUCUUUGUGUCGUCACAGCACCUCUAGGUGUCUCUCUCCCAAGCCCCGGUCUGUCUCUUUGGCCCCUUCCACAGCCCCUCUGUGCUGUGUUAAUUUUGGCAGCAAAUUUCAGUUUGGUUCUAGUCAUAGUCUUUUGACUAAAAAGCCAUUUUAGUUUUAGUUGUAUUUUAGUCAUCUGAAUGGUUUCAGUUUUAGUCUAGUUUUAGUCGAUGAAAUCUCAAACAUUUCAGUCGACAAAAUUAACACUGAUCUCCUUCUGCAACAUAAUUCUGUAGAUGUUGCUUUUGCGAUGAUUGUUCUAUUGGGCAGACUAGAUGGGCCGAAUGGUUCUUAUCUGCCGUCGCAUUCUAUGUUUCUAUCCAAUGCUCCUCCUCGUGCGGCGAGCACUGCACACGUGUUUAAUGAUAUGUUUCUCACAGGGAAGCAUUGAAUGUAAUGCUUUGCUUUGAGCUGCAUUUAACAACAUGUGGCUGUCAGACAGCCACUAUACGCAAUGCUUUAGAUAGAAAGUCUAAAACGAAUGGGCCAAGGCACCCUGCCUUUAGUGGUCAUUUAAACUGACUUCGAAGCACAACUGAUUUUAGCAACAUUGCAGCUGUUUACACUGCUUUGUGAAUUAAUGUGAUUGCUAUUAAUUAGCAUCAUUCCAGCUUGUCCCUAUCCUAACGAGGUCUCCCUACUUGUCUUUUAUAAUUGUGCAUACACUGCAACUUUAUUGGGUCUCAGUAAAUGCAAAAUCAGUUUUACUGUUGAAUUUCAAAGUUUAGGCCAAAGUAGCUGAACUUAAAAACAUCUAAAUUAGAUAAUUAAUUACGUUUAAUUAAUAUGUCCUAAAAUGACGUGCCUUUUUUUUUUUUUUUUACUUAUUUGCUCUUUAUUUCCCCAGAAUAAUGGAUACUGCUCAGUUGGGGUAGAAGUGACUUACUUGCCAUCUCAGAAUGGACAACCCUUCUGGAUUCUGGGAGAUGUCUUCCUCAGAGAAUACUACUCCAUCUACGAUAUGGGCAACAACCAAAUGGGCUUUGCUCAGGCUGCAUAA